GAAUUUGAUUUUUGUUUUUACAUGCGAGAAAACUUCGACGUCCAAUUCAUCCCACCGCAGAGUCCCGUUCCCCCCUUCCGCCGUAUGCCCCUCCCCCAAAAAGUGUAGCUGCGUGGAGUUGACGUAAACCUGUUCCUCCGUUUCUAUCAUGGAUGUGUAAUACAAGUUCGUGGUUUCUAAUAUCGAUCAAAUCCUCGCUCACUCUUGCGAAUGGUGUCGUGUCUGAAGUUUAGUUAGAGAGAAGGAUCGAAGGAUCAAAGCUGUAUUCAAAUCCAGGACAGGGAGAUGACGCGCGCCUUGACACUCCGGGUAAAUUGGUCAGCGGUACACUAACGGAACGUAGUAAGAUCCGCUUCACUGAGAAAUCAAAAUCCUUAACGAAAAGAUUAUCAAGAGAAAAAUCCAACAUUUGAUUACUGGGAUUAAUUAAUGAAAUAUAACUAUGAGAAGUAAGAGCAGACAUUUAGGAAGAGAUUUUAUCAUUAAGCUUGGACUGUUUGUUAUCAUAUUACUUCUUCUGGGACCUUACUUCUUUCACCUUAAACUGACAGAGGAUACUGAGGAAAGCUACAAAGAUUUUAUGAUCCGCAAGCAGCAAGAAAAGAGUCCCUUGAAGUAUAGCAGGCAAAGAGAGGGCAUUGACAAGCAUUAUGCUGAUGAUAGAGUUAAGAGACCUGACCAAGAGAAACUUCAGAAUGUUGAUCAAGGAGAGGAUUCAAUCCACAACAGUAUGCUGAAUCUCCACAAGCAGAGCUGCGAAAGGGCAAACUGGGUAACUUUGAACCCCAAGAAGCACCACAAGUGUCUGGUCCAGGUGAAAUGGGAAAGCCAGUGUACACCAUUUCAGAAGAAAAGCACAAAGCCAAUUUAAUGAUCCAGCAGUAUGGUUUUAACAUGGUGAACAGUGAUAAGAUUGCCAUGAACAGAACAAUCCCUGACACUCGAUUAGAGGAAUGCAAGUAUUGGCACUAUCCCACUGAUCUGCCUACAGCAAGUGUUAUAUUAGUCUUCCACAAUGAAGGUUUUACAACACUUGUUCGGACAGUGCAUAGCGUCAUCAACACCUCUCCAUCCCAUUUGCUGAAAGAAGUAAUCAUGGUAGAUGACUACAGCAGCAAAGAAAAUUUAAAGCAGGAACUGGAGGACUACCUGCAGCAGUUCAAAGGAAAAGUAAAACUGUACAGAAAUGAGCAACGAGAGGGACUGAUUCGUACUCGCACCCGGGGUGCAGAGCUGGCCACUGGUGAUGUCAUCGUCUUCUUGGAUGCUCAUUGUGAAUGUAAUCGCAACUGGCUGCCACCCCUGUUGGCAAGAAUACGAUAUGACAGGAAGAUCAUGGCAGUCCCCAUUGUGGAUGGCAUUGACUUGGACAAUUUUGAAUACAGAUCUGUGUAUUCUACAGUUCAUCACCGUGGUAUAUUUGAAUGGGGCUUUCUGUACAAGGAAAGCCAAGUACCCAAAAAAGAGUUGGCCAGAAGAAAGUAUGAAAGUGAACCAUAUAGAUCUCCCACUCAUGCUGGUGGUUUGUUUGCAAUGGACAAAUCUUACUUCUUUGAGCUAGGGGGUUAUGAUCCAGGCCUCCAGAUAUGGGGUGGAGAAAACUUUGAAUUGUCUUUCAAAAUCUGGCAAUGUGGAGGCAGCAUAGAAUGGGUUCCUUGUUCCCGUGUUGGUCACAUCUAUCGCAACUUCAUGCCAUAUAGCACUGGCACAAUUGCACAUAAAAUACCCAUCAUUAGUAUUAAUUACAUGCGAGUGGUAGAAGUCUGGCUUGAAGAGUUUCGAGAAUAUUUCUACAUACGUGAACCCAUGGUGCAAGGCUACCCCAUUGGUAACAUCAGCACACAGCUGCUUUUCAAAAAGGAGCACAAUUGUAAAAGCUUCAAGUGGUUUAUGGAUAAUGUUGCUUAUGAGGUCUAUGACCUUUAUCCUUUACCACCGCCCAAUAAAGCCUGGGGACAGUUUAAAGAGAAACAAGGGAAUCGUUGCUGGGACACCAUGGGAGAGGGUGUAGGAGGUGGCCCAGUGGGUGUCUAUUACUGUAACAGCGGUGGUGGCAACCAGAUAUACAGACUGAACACAAAAGGACAAAUUGCUAUGGGAGAGUGGUGCAUUAAAAGUCUGGAUUCAGGCACACUCCACCUGAGGCAAUGUGAUGUCCAACCCACAGGGCCUUGGAGAUGGGAUGAAGCCACUGGACUUAUACAUAACACUAAUAUGGAGAAGUGUAUAGACAUCAGAGGUGACAGCCGCCUGCACUUGCAACCAUGCAAUCCUUUGUUGCCUUCUCAGAUGUGGGACAUCAAGGAGUUAUUUCCAUGGAAAGACAGUGUUUAGCUCCUGAAAAUGCUGUUGUUUGUGUGUGUGCACGCACACACGUGUGUCAAAAGUUGGGUGCUACACAUUAUGUGCCUAUAUCCCUUGCAUCUAUUUAUUUAAAAGAAUGUUGAUGAACGAUCUAUUAAGGCAAGUUUUACAAUUUCAUGUAUGCAUCUACAAAUUUGUUCAGCUGAGUUCCAAAACAUAAUACCUCGUAUAUGAAACUCUUUUCCAGAGCCAUUUUAUCCGACAGUUUACAAUAAAAAUAUUAUGUUUCUGCGAAAGGAAGUAAGAGAGGGAUGCAAUGUAAAGAUUUGAUCACAUUUUGAAUUAAUGAUCACCAUACACGAACAGUUCUCAACAAAAUCUGCUAUGCAGCCAGAUAUGUAUGCAUUUUUUUGGUCAUAGUUCAGCUCAAUUUUCUAAUCUACUGGAAGAACUAAAAUGCACUUUUAGAUGAAUAAUGUAGCAAGUGGGCAAAGGGAGCUGCCCUAUUUUGUUUGAGUUGUCCCCUUUACUAGAAAUGCUCAUUCAUAGAUAUGUUGGGAGAAUGUUUUUUAGUAUGCAUUGAUUGUAUCAAAUUUAUGCUUUCAUGAGGUAUUUCAGAUAAGAGGGUUUCAUGCACAAGUAAUGGUGAAUAGGGCACAGAUUCAAUGGCAUGGUGUAAGAUUUGUAUUCAUGAUUCUUCUGUUUCCUGGCAAGCAAAUUUUGUCAUCUUGUGAGGAAUAAAUGGAAACUUUUCUAAAUUUUUUUUGUUGAAAGGGGCAGUAUAAAUGUCACAUUUUUUUUCUUUUGCCACCUUCAUCCUCACCUCCCAGGCUGCUUGCAUUCAUCAAUAUGUUUUGAUGGAUUGUUCUUUUUCUCUUUUCUUUUCUUCAUCAUUCUCUUUGUAACCUUGACCAUUUUUUAACAACUGUGUUGAAUUCUCUGCUAUGAUUUUGAUCUAGUAUGGAGCAGAACAAGAUCUACUCUUUUUAAACUUUGUUUUGUGUGUUGUAGUGGAUCAUUAUUUAUUUUACUGGUGAGUUAUGGAUUUCAUUUAAUAAUUUUCAUGACAUAUAUCAGGGUAACAGCUUCCUUUCUGACAUAGGAUAAGCCUUCUCAGUAUUCUGCUGAAGCAUCUUAUCUUGUGUCCAUAAGCAACUUUAUAAGAUGACAUGCUGAUGCAGGACAGCUUGACAAAUUACAUCAUAGCUGAGGUCCUUGAAAGUGCCUUCAUGAUGCACAGUGGAGAAAUAUAUUGUGCAGCUUUCUUUUAUCACUAUGCCAUUCCUAAUUUCAUUGUAAUGGAAAAUCAUUCCUGUCAAUAAUGUGAAUAUUUACUCUUUUCUGACAAUAUUGGCAUUGACUGUUUAUUAAAGCUUUGGAAUUUCGAUAGACAUUUUAGACAUCUAUUAGGAUGUACCGUGAUGCAAAGGAGAUAUAUUAUACUGUGCUGUUGAAGCUGUUUAAGUGGGUGGCAGUUGCUGUCAGUUUUUAAUAUGGAAUCUUCAAGCACUAUGUAUAUGAUGGCUACCAUGAGGGUAUCAUUAAUAAUUUAUAUUUGGUUUACAAUGGAUGUAUGCUUCUUUCUCACAUUUUUCUUAGAGAAAGAUGUAUAUAGAAAUCUCAAACAACAACAUUAAAGAGGUUAAUCAUGCUAUGUUGGGGAGAUGCCAUGAAAAAUUCACUUGAACAUAGGUAAGAAAGAUGUUCACACCAGUGAAUUGAGAAAUGUAUCUGAGAGUUGGAAAGCAAUGUUUUUUUCUUUUUCUUCCUUUUCUAUAGCUUAGCCUGUGCUGUUUUCUUAAACUAAAGGAAGAAAAAUAAAAUUUGAAAGAACACAUUGUGCAUAUUAAAGCACACCAGUGGAAGAAUCAUUUCAUCUUUUAAUGGCUUUUUAGAGGGUAAAUAUUUAACAGCUAAGACUUAAUGCAUAUAACCAAGCCACUGGAAAAGCCUUGACCAAUUUUCAGUCUUAGCACAGAUUUUACUGCUGAUCUCUUGGAAAUUUUUGGAACUCCUUUAAAUACAUUUGUUCUUAUGUCUUUAUGAAUUUUUAAAAAGGCCUUUUACAAAAUACUUCAUUGAAAUGAAAAAUUAUGAACAAGAUCCAUUAAAUUAAUAUGUGUGAGUGAGUGGAUUUUUUGUGCAACUGGUAUACAUUUAAAUUUGAGAAUGUUGCCAACAUACCUAUGACAUAAACCACUUUUAGCUUAAUUGCUGUUAAAUGCUUGCACAUACGCCAGUGUAUAUGUUUACAUACUUUUGAGGUGGAUGUUCUUACCAGUUUUUCCAUGUUCUCUUACUGCCUUUAAACUAUUUUUAAGGUACGAUCUCUUCAUUGCUAUUUAUUUUUCACAUAUAGAGCAUUUUUGCUCACAUUUGGUCAUAGCACUGUAAAUCUUUUGGAAAAGAACCGACCAGAAUGCCACUAGCCAAGACAUCAAAAAGCGCAAAUGGGGCUGGAUAGGACACACCUUGCACCGUUGCCAAGCAGGCACUUGACUGGAAUCCUCGGGAAGAGGAAAGCUGGGAGACCAAAUCAGACUUGGAAAAGAACGGUAGAAGGCAAGGCAAAGACGUCAGAACCACAUGGGCUCAAAUGAAAGGGGCUGCCCCAACCAGGUCCACUGAGAAGGUUGUUGCGGCCCUAUGCUUCUCGAGGAGUAACAAUUAAAGACUCAACUAACUGUAAAUCUUAUCACAGACCAGUAUUUGCUUACACAAGAUUUGCACUAGACUGAGUCUAAUCAUUUUAAAUAUGACACUACAUAUGUAAUUAUUGGGUAAGUUCUAACAGAAUAAAUAUAAAAUAUUUCAUGGA
This is a messenger RNA of Pomacea canaliculata, 5122 nucleotides long. RefSeq names its product N-acetylgalactosaminyltransferase 7-like. The transcript is spliced from 13 exons. The record is from RefSeq and is a predicted model, not a curated record. NCBI's taxonomy places the organism in Eukaryota, Metazoa, Mollusca, Gastropoda, Architaenioglossa, Ampullariidae. Gene Ontology annotation, cellular component: Golgi apparatus. The coding region runs from base 820 to 2334 and encodes 504 amino acids.